This is a messenger RNA of Scomber scombrus (Atlantic mackerel), 1773 nucleotides long. RefSeq names its product high-affinity choline transporter 1-like. The record is from RefSeq and is a predicted model, not a curated record. Gene Ontology annotation, molecular function: choline:sodium symporter activity. Gene Ontology annotation, biological process: acetylcholine biosynthetic process; neuromuscular synaptic transmission; synaptic transmission, cholinergic. Bases 1 to 1773 code for a protein of 590 amino acids. Gene Ontology annotation, cellular component: perikaryon; axon; synapse. The transcript is spliced from 8 exons. Lineage: Eukaryota; Metazoa; Chordata; Actinopteri; Scombriformes; Scombridae.
AUGGCCAUCCACGCCGAGGGUCUCGUAGCUAUCGUGAUCUUUUAUUUGCUGAUUCUUUUCGUUGGGAUUUGGGCCGCGUGGAAAAACAAGAACGCCGGGGUUAGUGAAGGCGGAGACCGGAGCGAGAGCAUCAUGGUUGGGGGAAGAGACAUCGGGUUGUUCGUGGGUGGAUUCACAAUGACCGCCACUUGGGUGGGUGGAGGCUACAUCAAUGGGACAGCAGAGUAUGUCUACUUGCCGGACUACGGCUUGGCUUGGGCACAGGCACCAUUUGGCUACGCUCUGAGUCUGGUAGUAGGUGGCCUUUUCUUUGCCAAACCCAUGCGUUCACGUGGAUACGUCACCAUGCUGGAUCCCUUCCAGCAGCUGUACGGAAAAAGGAUGGGGGGUCUGCUCUUCAUCCCUGCACUCAUGGGAGAAAUAUUCUGGUCUGCAGCCAUUUUAUCUGCCUUGGGUGCCACUUUGAGCGUGAUCGUGGACAUCAACAUCAACAUGUCGGUGGUGAUCUCAGCUCUGAUAGCUAUCUUCUACACUCUUGUGGGAGGUCUCUACUCUGUUGCAUACACAGAUGUGGUUCAACUCUUCUGUAUCUUUUUGGGCUUGUGGAUCAGCGUGCCUUUUGCCUUGUCCAAUCCUGCCGUGGCGGACAUCAGUGUCUCAGCCAAGGAGGCAAUCUACCAGUCACCCUGGCUGGGGAAGAUUGUACCUGAAGACAAAUGGCUCUGGGCGGACAACUUCUGUUUGCUGAUGUUGGGGGGGAUUCCCUGGCAGGUCUAUUUUCAACGGGUUCUUUCUGCCUCUUCAGCUACCUACGCCCAGGUCCUUUCCUUCAUCGCUGCCUUUGGCUGCUUGGUCAUGGCUGUCCCUUCUGUCCUCAUAGGAGCUAUAGGGGCCUCCACAGACUGGAACCAGACUACUUAUGGGUCCCUCCCGCCGAAGGAUAAGGAUGAAUCAGACAUGAUCCUUCCCAUAGUGCUUCAGCACCUCUGUCCGCCCUACAUCUCCUUUUUUGGUCUGGGGGCGGUGUCGGCUGCCGUCAUGUCAUCAGCAGACUCAUCAAUUCUCUCAGCCAGUUCCAUGUUUGCGAGGAACAUCUAUAACCUCGCCUUUCGGCAGUCGGCCUCAGAUCGUGAGAUUGUUUGGGUGAUGCGCUUCACCAUCUUUGUAUUCGGAGCUCUCGCCACUGCGAUGGCAUUGUUAACAGGAUCAGUGUAUGGCCUGUGGUACCUGAGCUCCGACCUGGUUUAUGUCAUCAUUUUUCCUCAACUUCUCAGUGUACUCUUUGUCAAGGGUACUAAUACCUAUGGCUCUGUGGCUGCCUACAUCUUUGGUCUUUUGUUGCGAAUUGGUGGAGGGGAACCCUACCUCAAACUCCCUCCCUUCAUCUACUACCCUGGGUGGGUGAACCAGGAGAAGAUCCACCACCUCACAGGGGAUGUAGAGUACUUUGUCCAGCAGAGGUUCCCAUUUAAAACGGUGUCCAUGCUGGCAUCCUUCCUGGCAAAUGUGGCCUUUUCUUACCUGACAAAGUAUCUAUUUGAAAGCGGAACGCUGUCACACAAGUACGACUUCUUUGAUGCCGUGGUGUCCAAGCACAGCAAGGAGAUCAUGGACAAGGCCACGCUGGUGAACAACCAUGAUAACAUCAUUCUUUCAGAGAUGGCGCCUGUCAAACAGGGCCUGGGUGCAUCACUUGCAGGGACCUUCAUCAACACAGAAGUUCUCAGUGAUAAUGAGGACUCUAGUCCUGAGGCUUUUCCCAAUGAAAACUAG